Molecule: messenger RNA, 1382 nt
Organism: Eutrema salsugineum
Lineage: Eukaryota; Viridiplantae; Streptophyta; Magnoliopsida; Brassicales; Brassicaceae
Product: probable GMP synthase [glutamine-hydrolyzing]
Exons: 4
Coding region: 177-1184 (335 amino acids)
Biological process (GO): base-excision repair
Molecular function (GO): DNA-3-methyladenine glycosylase activity
Source: RefSeq, a predicted model, not a curated record
AUUCAUUCUCUUACUCUUCUCUUCUCCUCUCUCUCUCUCUCUCCAUCUCUCUCUCUCUCUCUCUCUCUCUGAUCCCAUCUUUCUCAUUCCUUAAUUUUCUCUUUCCAAAUUUACCCUCACAUUUCCUUCGAAUUCUCCAUUCUCUAUCAUUUCUUUAAGCCACUCAAGCUUCUCAGAUGUCUGUGGUCACCUCUAAGCUUCGUUCUCCAGUUAAACCUAUGGUCGAGUCACGAGCCAUCCUCUGUUCGACCGGCAACAGAUUCAGGGUUUCCAAAACAGAGAUCGCGAAGAAGAAGCCACAGCAGCAUCCACGAGUGACGAAAUCUCCGGCGAGUGAGAAUCCGCCGGAUUCCUCCGUGACGAGCAAGAGCAACUUUUCAGCAUCAACUGAUGAUUCCUCCUCCUCCUCGUCAUCCUCGGAACGUUCAUCGGUGAAGACGGCAAACUCCGGGAAAACUGUUACUCCGUCGAAACGGAACGGAUCAGUCAGGAAACUCAACAAUGUCGCCGCCGUCGCCGCCGUUGAGGACAUUUCUCCUGAAAAUCCGGGACCGGUUAAGAGAUGCCAUUGGAUCACACCUAAUUCAGACCCAAUCUACGUGUUGUUCCAUGACGAGGAAUGGGGUGUUCCUGUUCGUGACGACAAGAAACUCUUCGAGCUGCUUGUCUUCUCACAAGCAUUGGCUGAGCUCAGUUGGCCUUCAAUCCUUCACAAAAGAGAAGCCUUUAGGAAGCUCUUUGAAGAUUUCGAUCCUUCAGCUAUAGCACAAUUCACAGAGAAGAGGUUGAUGUCUCUUAGAGUAAAUGGGUGUCUCAUUUUAUCCGAACAGAAACUGAGAGCCGUUGUAGAUAACGCAAAAUCGGUUCUCAAGGUCAAACAAGAAUUUGGAUCAUUCAGCAACUACUGUUGGAGAUUUUUCAAUCACAAGCCUUUAAGAAAUGGAUACCGCUAUGGUCGUCAAGUACCGGUUAAGUCUCCAAAGGCAGAGUACAUUAGCAAAGAUAUGAUGCAGAGAGGGUUCCGCUGCGUUGGUCCUACUAUCAUUUAUUCCUUCUUGCAGGUCUCUGGCAUUGUCAAUGAUCAUCUCACAGCUUGCUUCAGAUACCAAGAAUGUAAUGUUGAGACUGAGAAAGCACCAGAAAGUCCCGAGACUGAGACCGAACUGGAUCUGCAUUCUCCAUGAUUUGUUUAACCAGCAGAAGGGAUUGGAUUGUUAAGACGAUGACGAUGACUAGAGUUUGUAUGCAUUAUGAUAAUGUAGCAUCUGUAGCUAGCUGUGUUCAUUGGGUUGUGCUUUUCUUCUAGCUAGCUUUGUCUAACUAGAUAUUUGAUGAUGUGGGUUAGUUUUUGACAAAAAUAUUGAAUUGCAGGGAAAUAAAGA